CUGCUGAGGUGAGCUAUUUAGUGGCUGAUAUUUUGGGAGGGAGGGAAGAGCAAGGCAAUCUAUCGCUGCCGGAGCGCACGGCGAGCUUCCAUUUUUACGCACCGAGGCAUCCAGAGCCCCGCCGAAGCCGCGACCGACGACGUAUCGCUGUACAGGCAUUCCUCUAUCGGCGAGGCUGUAGCGAUUUGAAGAGGCACGACGCAAGCUGCUCUUUCAUCUCGUCAGCUUUGAGGAGGAGGCGGCGAGGGACCAGGGGUGUCCCCCCCGUUUGCGUGUAACUCCGUGCGUGUGCUUGCGUGUGUUUGUGUGCGUUCGGAUCAAGAGAGAGGAGAGAGAGAGAGAGAUACGAGGGUAAAACAGAUCGGACGCGCGGCAUAGGAGACAGCUGCUUUUGGACACGUUUUGGACACAGAAGCUGAUCGACCGCAAAGGCUGCACACGGAAAAAUAAUAGAAACAAAACUUACUCUGCGUCACUUCUCCCGUCCAUUAUUAUUUUGGGUUAUUUUUUUGAUUUUUUUUAAACCCGUAUUAUCAGUAUUAAUUCGGGGAGGGUUUUUUUUUUAGCAUCUCCCAGUCUGCUGGAGUUUUGCCGCCGAAGGACGCACCUCGGGACUUAGACGCAGACGUCUCCCUCACUUCUUUCUGCGGGACAUGGGCGCAUCUGACGCCAAACAGCGGUAGACGGAAGGCUCGGAGCUGGUGUCUUCGUUUCCUUCUAUCGCUUUCAGAGUGGACCGACUUUUGAAAGAGCGUGUUUUUUUCUCUAUCUGGGCCUAAAGCCGACGUGUUUAAAGGUCCUUUUUUGCUUCCGGCAACAGCGAAGAGACUAAGUCUUCCUCCCUCAUCUCUCACUCCCUCUCUCACUUUUUUGGAAGCUGAACUUUUAAAGGAAAAUGGGGCAUUGAGAGGGUUGGCAGAUCUCCCCACGCUAUAAUGGCUACUGACACCUACCUGGUGAACGACGAUCCCACUAGAGGCCCAGGGAUGCCUGAAUGUUUCCUCGUGUCUGAUACAUAUAGGGAUGAAUUCCACCCCUUCAUCGAGGCCCUUCUGCCCCAUGUCCGCGCCUUCGCCUACACCUGGUUCAACCUGCAGGCCCGCAAGCGUAAAUACUUCAAAAAGCACGAGAAGCGCAUGUCCAAGGAGGAAGAGCGUGCAGUGAAGGAUGAACUGCUGGGAGAGAAGCCAGAGAUCAAGCAGAAGUGGGCUUCACGCCUGUUGGCCAAGCUCCGCAAGGACAUCCGGCCUGAGUUCCGUGAGGACUUUGUGCUCACCAUCACGGGCAAAAAGCCCCCCUGCUGCGUGCUGUCCAACCCCGACCAGAAGGGCAAAAUACGUCGCAUCGACUGCCUGCGCCAGGCUGACAAGGUGUGGCGGCUGGACCUGGUGAUGGUCAUCCUGUUUAAGGGCAGCCCCUUGGAGAGCACGGACGGAGAACGACUGGUCAAGUCACCGCAGUGCACCAACCCUGGCCUGUGCGUCCAGCCACACCACAUCGGAGUGUCCGUCAAGGAGCUGGACCUCUACCUGGCCUACUUCGUCCACACGCCAGGUAUGUGAGAAACUGGACAUCAGACACUAAUUGAGAGGGAUGCCAGCACGUAAACACUCACCACAUGUAAUCAUGUCGGUGUGCUUUUAGGAUCGCACUAACAUUUUAACAAUUUGAAACACAACACACUAUAAUUUGCAAUAUAGUAAAAUAUAGAAAAUGACAAAAAACAUAAAAAGAAUAACGUAAAAGUAAAAAUAUUCAGAGACAUAAUAAAACCCUUUUUACUACUACGGAGGGAACGUUAAAGUAAUAACUAAGCAGUUAAAAGGUAAGAAAAAAAUAAUAAAGUAAAGAUUUAUCUCUCAGAUUAACAAAGUGAAAGUCCCUGCUUGCUUUUGUUCCCACAGAAAACAGCGGGUACGUUUUUGUUCUUUUAAUAUUUUUCUUUUCUUCAUCUGUUUCUUGGGGUUUGUUUACAUGACAACGUAGUAUCAACAGUAAUAAAAAAGAAUUUGUUAGUGUGUGUCAGGGGCAUACGUCCAGCGUGCUCUGGCAAGUAAGCGUUCAUUAUUCUGAGCGAGGCAUUUGCGGCUUCAUAUGAGCAUGUAUUUUGUGUGUGUGUGUGUUUUGUUUUUUUCCUAGGAAAGAAUUUGCAUGCUUGUGUGUGUCUGUGUGUGUUUGAGUGACUGUUUUUUUAUGAGAUGAAAUUUCUGUGUUUUUUGCGCAAUGAAUUUUGCACAAAGAAGAGUCACUGUUUAUAGUAUUGUACACAGUCUGUCGAGGUAUAUCUGCCAUGGUAAGGCCAUUGUAGCCAGAAAUCAUCAUUUGGCCGCAGCCCAGGUUGUGUGUGUGCUUGUGUAUUUAUGUGUGUGUGUAUGUGUGUGAGAGAGAGAGAGAAAGCGAACAGAGCCGUGAGCCUCCUGCUCUCAGGCCGCAGGCUGCUGCCGCCUUCACCGUCUGCCUGAACGUUAGCACCACGUUGGACCUGGCUGCCAAACUCACACUCACACACAAAACGCCAAUGCUCAAAGACAGCCAGUACUAUUGCAGCCACCUUCACACCCAUACACACACAUACAAACACAGCUAAAUAAAGAUACACACACACUCUUUUUAAAAAAAAAGGAAAAAAGAAAAGAAAAACAACUCUGUCAUCUCUGCAGCGCACUUUCACACGUAAAGGCAAACACGGUUUUAGUCACGAUUGCGUACACACACCCACACAGCACACACGUUCGGCCAAGGACUAUCACAGAUACAGUUUAAUACAGCCAAACAUUGUUGUAUCGCAGCCACCAUCAUGGAUACACACACUCACACCCGGCCAAACAUCACUAUAGCCUCCAGUGCGCAUACUCCUCACACACACAGCCAAAACACUGGCUGUGUUGUAGUUUUCCCCCCCACAUUGCAAAAAAAAAAAAAAACUGUCAGAGAAGCCACACACACGCAGACACACACACACAUAAUAUAUCUCACAGCCAAAUCUUUCAAAUACACACUGCUUAACCAUUUGCUGGCUACAUAUACAAACACACACUCAUGACCUAAUAUUAUGUCAGCUGGAAUUUUCUGGAAAUUUCAAACAGUGACUCAACCCGCACAUAUAUAUACAGCAUAUCCCAAUCACUGUCCAAAUACACACACACACACACACGCGCGCGCUCGUGUCUGCCGAGGCACAACUCUUACACUGGGCAUUAACAUUACUCUAGCCAAAUGCUAUCAUAGGUGAUCCUUAGGCUCUCUCUCUCUGAGACACACACACACACACACACACACACACACACACACACACACACACGCAAAAUAUCAAUCCAGGCCAAAUAACUCACAGCCUGAGCCAAACCCUGGCAGCAGUUCCAGCUUCACUUUGUUGGUCUCUCUGUGGCGGUAAUAAACCAUAGGUUGCGGACAUAUUAGAGCAUACUGAGAGAAUAUCAACAGUGUUUGGGUUUUUGUUUUUGUAGAUGUAAUUGAUUGUAUUUUUUUUAAAUUUAUAAUCAAAUUUAAUCACGAAAAAAAUGUCUCUUAUAAAGAUUUAUUGGUAUACUGGUGCAUUUCGGGUCAGUUCUGUUUUACGCAAAUGAAAAUGUCUCCCCUUGUAAAUUUUGCAAAAUUAGUUUAAUCAUAAAAUGAAAACUAAAUCAAAUGGCACGCAUAUUUUAAGAGGUUAUUUUUAAUCUUUCAAAUAUUUUAAAUUCAUGGAGAAAGCAAAAUGGCAUGCUGGACAAAGGAAUAAAGGAACACACCAAUGAACAACAGAAAAUAUUUUAUUCAUGGUGUAAUUCUGUGUAUAUUAGUUUAAGUAAUUGAAGCUGCUUGGGUUUAAAACCGAGUGUGUAAAGGUUGCUACAGAUGUUCUGAUGUGUCCGUACACACAAAUGUAAUUGAAUUGCACUAAAUUUCCUUUACCUGUACUGAUGACGUCAGCCGUCCAAUUUUCGGGUUCUUGGCAUGUAUUCAUCACCGCAGCACUUAGUUUUACAACAGUAUAGUAAAACACGUGACUACUUGGAGGCCCUUCCCAGUGCGCUGCCCAUUCAUAAUGUCGGCUUACUGGAUACUUUGUCUUAUCUUAUCUGACUAAUACAAUAUAUAAUUAUACAAUAGUGUGCCUCAGCACUUUUAUCUUAUUCCAAAGAGCCGAUUUUCACUUUAAGUCCUUGUUGGAGAGCUGCUUUGGGGUCUACACCAAGUGCAAACUUUCCGUGAGGUCAGCACACUUGUCUUUCCUUUGCUUUUAACUCACAUUUAGGAAAUGGGCAUCAAGGCCUUCCGUUUCUCUGUUGCACUCAUCUGUUACAGUGAUGUGUGGUUGUGUGUUUUCCUUUUCCACUCACUUGCACAGUGAAUGACAAGAUGUGCUCAUUGUUUGUUUUUGUUUGGUUUGUAUUUUGUCGGUCUUUAGCAUCUCUGUCUUCCUCGCUCCUCUUUGAUCCCGUGCACACUUUUGUUUUGUCUCCUUAAACAUCGCCUUCAUUGUUGCUCUCACAGAGGUAAAGCCUCCGCUGAUCUCUUUUGUUUAUAUUGUAGGAGACUCGGAGAGAGAGUGAGGGAGAGAGAGCACGUUGGGAAGCAGAAGAGGCUACAAUAGUGAUUGUUCUGUUUGGCAGCACCCGGGCCCCGUUGGUGUGGGAAGAAGAGAAAGACGUCUUGUGUUUUGUUUAUGACAGAGUGGCAAAAGCUGCCACGGGGAAUCUCUGGGCUUGCCGUCAGGCUUUCUCAGACUGUUCUGCAGCCAGCCAGCCUUUGAGAUCCUCUCUGUUACAGAGCAUAACACACCGCAGCCGUAACAGAACAAACCACGAUGCCACAAUACAAAACCUUCUCCGCCUGUUUUCAGGCACCUCAGAUAAAGAGUAAAAAAAAAAAAGCAGACAGAGCAACAUGUCUUUGAAACUGAAUGACUUUGUAACUGAAAUGCUGGCAGAGAAAUAGAUGAGAGGGAAAGAGGGGCUGUGGUGCAGUACAGUGAGUAGUGUAUUUUUAGUGUUUAUUAAGAGUGAGUGACUGGUAUAUUAUAAUGGAGAUAGUGAUCUCUUGGCCCGGAAGUGCCAAGGGUCUGCCAGAGCACCGAACACUGCCAGUGUCCAGUUGAUAACCCAUGAAUGGAGCGCUUUGGAUAGGCUUACACGUACUUCACCGUACUAGCCUGGAUGUAGUUCUCACUUCUGUUACUCUGACUACUGCAUAGGUGGCUGCAGCUGUACACCAUCUGAGGAGAAGUUAUUGCUCCUCCUCACAGUAUUCAGUGGACUAUUUGAUUUAUAAUCUUUGGGCUGUUUUAGAUUAAACUCAGCACAUUUCUGAUUUAUUCGAGGUCGGAAAAAUAGAAGAUUAAAAAAAACAUUUGUCAGGUCCAAAGUUAGCUCUAUGCACUUAGUCAUAGCUUGGAAAGCAUUUUUCCAUCGUUUUAUUAUUUAUUUUCCCCUUUUUCUUUUGUACGCCGUAAGUGAGAUCAUGAAAAGAUGUUUCAAAUGUGUUUCCAAUCAAAAGUGCAGUACAGGAAAUUUGCAGUCACUCUGAGGGAGGUGUGAAAUGUGCUCGCCGUGCCAUUUCUGCCAUGACCGCUCCACACUCCACGCUCUGUAGUGCCAGAUCCCGCCUCUCUCUCACUAUAGCAGUAGUCAUGCCUUGGACAUUGCUGUGAGAAAGCCCAGAGAAGCCUUAGUGUUGUGGCCAGCCCCCCAGCCAAUUCACUGACCACAGCUAGGAUUCACAAAUAAAACCCUACUUGCGUUCAUCACUAUGCAAAACUCUAGAGUUUAUGGGGAUGAAAAAGGUAAUUAAAUGUGUGAGGAAAAAAGGUGAAAAAAUGUAGUAACAGGAAAGGGAGAGAAAAAGAGAAAGGAAUCCUGACACUCAGGAAUCACGUGAAUUGUUUGUGACAUCUUAAAAGUUAAAGGAAUACUCUGAUGGAUUCCACAGGUCUUCUUUUCCCCAUAGCUCGUUGUUUUUUCCCUGUGAAAAUAAUCUGUUGUUAAUUACUUCCUGGAUCUCCUCUCAGACUCCCAUGACAUCACAAGGUUUGAGUGGACUAUCCUUGUGUGCAAGCACAGCUUAGGAUGGCCGUCAGCAGUGAAGUUUUGAUUAAAUGAAAUCUUGACACUCGGGAGGGGGGGUCGGUUAGGUCUGAGGCUUUUCUGUUGUGUGUGUGGUGGGAACAGGGCCCACGUCGGCUAAGAAAAGCUCUCCACAUGCAGAGCAGCUUUGGCAUCAGCAAAUGUUUACUGAUGACUCUCGUUUAGUCGGGUCUUUUGCACAUCUCUGCCUUUCUGUCUGGCCUCAGGGACGCGUUGAGGUGGCUAUGUAUCAAAUCUAAAGGGUUAAGACGCAGGGAGAGCCCCGUCACAUUAGAGAGGCCGAGUGAGAGGGAGUCUUCUCACACUAUUCUUGGCUUCAGAAAAAAGUCUGUGUAUUUGGAUAGCUAUUGCUAUCCGUCUAGCCAAAGCCCUGUUGUGUACUCAUUCGUUCCAAAACACGCGCACACAUACACAGACGCGAGGCUAACAUUGGGGUGUCACAGACGCACAUAGAUUGAUCCAAAACCGCAGGGUCUGCAUUUAUCUCAUGAGACCAUGAUGACACAAGCUGACUCGAGGGAAAAUUAGAAAAACAAAAAAACACGAGAAAGGCGAGUCAAAGACAAUGUUGUUGUGUUUGGUGUCCCAUUAAAUUGACCAGUGACAACUGGCAUGCUCCUUGAUACGGUGCCUUUUGUCCUAGAAAAGCUCUCCGCUUUUUUUGGUUUUACAUAACGAUCAUAAGCCUCCAUUUCUUUGGCUGUGCCUGACUCGGGAGAGAGUAAAACCCAUGAACAAUUCUGGUCUACCCGCAUCUGUUUCCUUUUGUGUGAAGAGUUUCAGUGUCGGAGAUAUGCGGUAAAUAGAUUAUUCCAGUGAAAUUGGGAGGCCAUCACUAUGGUGGAGGAGACAAAUAAGACAGUUUGUGCUAUUUGGCUCUUUUACUGGUUUUUCUCAGAUGCCCUGUGUCUUUUUGAAUGAACCCAGCUGUCAGACUUUUUUUCUGCUCCCCAUGAGAAGAAGCACUGCAGCGUAAACGCAAAGCAGGUAGAGCAGCAGAAAAGCAAAAGGAAAUUUUCAGCGUUCUGUGGUUUUCAUGAUUAGGGGAAAAAACGUCUCAAAUUAAACAAUUUACAUUUCUUUGGAUACUAAUUGUGCAUAUCUUUUUUUCCUUAUAGUAUUUUAAUUUAUUGCAGUGCUCAUUUUAAAUUUACAACUACACAAUUUUAGAUUUCCACAAAUUAAAUUAACCUUUAAUUUAAAUUUUGGCCCAGUGGUGAUGUGUUCAAAAUAAUAUCUUGAAAUACAUUAUGCAAAUUAAAGUAAAUGUAUCUUUAUUAUUUUCACUAAUUUAAUAAUGUAACACAUUGUUGCUAUUUUUCCGCCUAAAUUACUCUUCGGACUGGCAUGUAAUACAUGCUUAGCAGUUUUUUGUUUAUUUGAAAGAAAAGACGAGUGUUUUCACACGCUGCCGAGCCUAGUCUAAUACCUACUGUUGAGAUUUAAUUGCACAUUAAAACACAGUAACGUUUGUUAAAUAAAAAUGGGUGUAGGCUAAGCCACGCCAUGCAGUGAUAAAAACUGCAUUCUUUACUUGAGCUGAGUGGGCUUUUUAACAUUUUUUAUUAGGAGAAAAACUAAAGUGUAAAAAAAGAAGGGGGGGGGCAAGAAAAAGAGAUGAAAAGAAAGAGGUUAUUGAGAAAAAAGAGAGUCAGAAGCAGCGAGGGGGAGGUAUUGUCUGUAUUAAUACUGUGUCUUCCCAGUGCCGGGUCUCUUUUCAGGCUUUUGUAGCGGCGCCAACCAUGAAAUGUGUCUGUCCCCAAAAACCAUAUACCCACUCAGGAGGGUUUCCCGACCUCAGAGAGACAGAGAGGAGGAGGAAGAGGAGGAGAAGGAGCAGGAGAAAGAGCGCUAUGGCCAAUGCUCAAUCUCAGACAGGCCAGCCAGAAAGGAGGGAGAGCCAGGGAACACGGCUUAUUCACCGGGCUGCACUCACAGCGAGGCCCUGGCAAAGGCUGCUGAGUCUGGCUAAUGGCAGUAUUCAGUGCCACACAGCAAUAGGCGUGCUAUAUUGCUGUGCUAUUGCAGUACUAUAACUCAGUACUGUGUUUCAAAUCCAAGGCACUAUUACUUAUGUUUCUGUUGUUUUUAUUAAAUUUUUCCCCGCAUAGUUAUUUUUCUUAAGAGAAGCGGUUUUGCUGAGUUUGUUUUGUUGAAUUAAAAGUUGGGUCAGUACCGAUUUAGAAAAAAGAAAUAAAAAUAUCAUCUAUUUCAUUUUAUUUUGCACAUGUGGGUUGAAGAAUAAUGAAAUUAUUAUGUGGGCGAAUUUAACACGGCAAAGGAGUCUAAUGUUGAAAGUGAGAGGAGUUGUGUCGGCGGUCGCUUUUGGCACGAUGCUAUCUCCCUGCAUGGAAGACGCCAAAUUUUCAUGAUAUUCCCUGCCAACCUCCUCCCUCUGAUCCUCUUUCUUCUCUUUUCUUUCCUUCGCUUGUUCCGCUUUUCUUUUAUUCCUCUUUAAGGUUCCAAUGAAUACCCUCCCCUAGCCUCAUUAACACCCUGGACUUCUAUUUGCAGCUACAAAAAAAUGUAAAAUAACUUGUAAGCACAAACAUUUUAGCACUCAAUAGGACCAUUUUUCUCAGUUUUAAUGAAAGCAGGCCAUCACACAUGUGGAGGCUUUGAACCUUGAUUUUUUUUUUUAGUGGCCAAAGAUGUUUUGUCACCAGUCAUUUUUUUAUAUUUCAAAUUACAGAAAAACCUUCAACACUCUUUAUGGUUAGUAUGUAAUGCCUUAGUUUAUUUUUACAUUUGUUUAUUUGUCAGUCAAAGUAUUUUUGUGUAUGCAGUCAGGCUGGAUUGCAGUUUAGUUUCCCUUCUGGAUAAAUGUAGUCCUUUCACUUUAUGAUAUUUGCUUAACUCAUUAUUUAAUUUGGUUGGUUAUUAUUUUCUGGUUAAAACAUCAUCACACUGAGAUGGUCCGUCUUUCCGAAAAAGCCGCUCUUAGAUGUUUGGAGGAAAAAGAACUUCAUGAAGGCUUCAUUUGAUGUUUGUUACACCGUGAGAAGGAGAGCAGUUUAGAGAAGACAGAAAGUGGGGUGGAGGGGGGUGGGGGUGAAUAAGUGAGCUAGCCGAGAAGCACAGCAAAAUGCAGAGAAUCAAAUUUGGCAUGCGUCUGUGUAAGCGAGUAAGCUUCAAAUCAGUUUGGACACAGAUCUAGGACACUAGACGUAGAGAAGAAAGCGGGAUGAAACGGGAUAGGGAACAACAUGGAAUUGGGAGCAGGCAUAGUGUGUAUAUUUUGUAUUUAUGUUGAGCAUAUAGGGGGUGUAGUUAAGGGGAGGAUGAGGGGGCUGGUGGAUGAGGAUGCGGUUUGUUGGGGAAAGGUGGUUGACGCGGGGGGUGUUUUGGUAGAGUGUCCCUCAAUGACGACUUGAAAAACAGGCCGGUAAAUAAAUGCGAGUGGCGGUAAACAAGGCUCGGCGCUUCAUCAAAAGACCCCAUUCAUCUGUGAACAGGAGAGUCUCUCUUUUCUCUGAGGAGACAGAAAAAGGAACCCACUGACGCUGACGAGAGGACGGCGCUUGUUUAGAUAACAGGAUGAGUUUGGAGUGAAAUGGCAUUAGUGUGUGUGUGUGUGUGUCUAUGUGUGCGUGUUCACGUUUGAGUUUGAGCGAGCUUGGAGGGGUGUGCAGAGCAGGUGGAAAGUGGACAGAGUCUCAGCGAGUGGAGUAAGGUGGGGGCAGAGAUAGUGUUUUGUUUUUUGUGUGUGUGUUUGUUCUUUAUCACUACCAUGGAUUCAGGAAAGGAUGGUGUUUUCAGGGGUUAGAAUUAAGGACUAAAGACGGUGUGUGUUUGUGUGUCUAGUACAAAGCAGUGUAGUGGGUGGUGGUGGGGGGUUCUUUUGGCAACGUUUAUGUGUGUAAGCACAGGCGUGCAUAUGUGUGAGAGUGCAUAUGUGCAUAUGUCUGCUCAUUAUACAUGGUUAUUUUUUCCAGACCAAGCACUAUGCUCUACUUUGCAUGAUUUACAGUACUAUGAGCCAAGCAGGCGUCUUUUUUUAGAUUCAGAGUUUGGAAGGAGAAGAGUUUUGGGGUCUCAGGGACACCGUGGUGAACUGGCCACAGCAAGGUGUUAUGCUUCACUCUCUGUUUCAGCUGUUUAUAAUUCAGCUCGUCGGCCCGUCGGCCAAGGGAGCCAGGUGUAAACUAACUGCUAAAAGUCCUAUGGCGCAUUUCUGUUGUGAAAACUUUCUCAUUAAGAGGAGAUGAAUUUAUGAACACGAAGAUCAGGGUUAAGUCACCUCCAACCACUUAGUGAAUUGUAAUUGAAAGAGCGGAGCGGGAAGCCAAGUGAGGGGCGUCUUUUAAAAGCUUUUAUUUGGUUUAUGUUUAAUUGUGUUACACUUGAGUGUGACUGUUAACAGCAACUCUUUUAAACUUGCCUGUAAUUGUUAAGAGCACGUCUUGUUUAUAGUCGCGGCCUUGUGCAGUAAGACGCGAGAAGUGCAUCUGUCACUUUGCAACUUGAGUGAUCUGACAGCUGAGCUUUAUACUUUUCAUUUACAACCUCGGAGCAGCGGAAGACAUGCAGUACUUUCAUCUUGUCAUUGACAAUGUUAAGAGACUGUUAAAAACCCUUUGUGUAGGUAGCAGCAGCAUCCACCACACACAGUAUCGCAGUUUCUCUGUUGCCGUCUGUCUUAUUUUUGGGGGAUGAAUGAUUUAAUUUUAAUGUCCUUCCAUUAAUAUGUUUUUCUACACUGACUGGUACAGGCUUUUUUUCGUUUGUUUUUUUAGUCAGAAAUCCCCCCUUCUCUCUGUCCCCUUUCUUGCCACCCCAAAGUCCCCCUCCCCAGUCCACCGCCUGUUCCCCUCACGUUUAUUGGACCCAAAUUCGGCUGCCACCAUGGCAACCCGGGCUCCCAGGGAACCUUGCCUGGGUGCAAUCCAAGGUGCCUUCAGGGUGGCACUGGCUGGCGUUGUCUGCGUCAGUGGGCUGUCACCACGGCAGGUUGCUGCGACAAGGCCAGCCCGGUUGUGGCCUGCCUCAGUGGGAGUGCUAGCUCGCUAACCUCCUUUAACUAACUACUAGCUAACAUGACCUGCCAUAUCCGGUGACAGUAGCUGCCGCUUCAACUGCUGCAGGCCUCGGCAACUGCAACGUGGGGGAAGCAGGGGAAGCGUUUCACCAGUACGCAUAUUGAUGUGGCAUGGCUGGGUGCCCAUUGCUGCCUCCCACAUGAAAGAAAACAGGGAGAGAGACGAGAGAGUGAGAGGGAGAAAGAUGGUAUAGAGAUGCGUUUUCAGUGUGUAAUAUAUGAGUAUAUACAUUUAUUUAAACAAUGCUCUUCUCUUGGGGUGUGUAAACAUUCAGCUGCACAUAUUUGGCUCCGCAUGUGUUGCCAAAGCACGUGUAUGAUCUAUAAAUGCAUGAUUAUGAUCUGUGUACAUCAUCAUGCAUCUGUUGAGGCAAUAUGGUUUUAUGACUGAUGCCGACAACCAUCAGUGGCCCAACAAUUCGAACGACAAGUGAAAUUAAAACAUGAUGGUGUAUUGUUUAGUUCUUGUUUUUCUUUUCAGAUUGCAUUUUUUUUCUCCUCCACAAAGUGUGUGACUGUAUGCUUCUGUGUAAGUGCAUGGCUUUGUCUGUACAGUCAUCUGUUUUAUCCUGUUUAAUUGCAAACAAAACAAAUAGGUGACACACAGACUGUUCGUACUUAAUGGGAUGAUAAUGUUAGUGCGAUCCAGAUUGUAUGCUAAAUAGAAAAGGACACUUGUGAAUGGUUGUAUUUAUUUGUGCUUUUUCCAGACAGUGGAAAUCCUGCAACACUUUGGGCACAUUUUCUCUUUGCAUGGAUUGGCACCUGGUGCAUCCACCCACCUUUUUUCCUUCAAACACACACAUACACACAGGCCAAGCGCAAACUGCUGAAACCUAGUCAGUGGGUAGUCUGGUACAGUAGGGAUUCGUGCAGUGCUUAUUCUUACCUCAGCUUUAUCCAGCGAGGCAUUCCUGCUGUGGCACUGUAAACAAUGCAAGGCCCUGCUGACUUAGAGCAUCGUAAGUGGUAACACUUUUCAGGACUAUAUGAAGCCCUGUAUAGUUUCUAUAUAUAACCACUUCAGAGUAACUGUGAUGCUCUUUUUUUGUGGUGCACCUAUAGAGUUUGGACUACAGUUAAAGGCGGGUAGCACAUUUCAGAGGUUCACCCAAUUAAAGCUACAUCCAGAACAUGUUCAGAAGCUAAAAGUAGCUGCGGAAAAGUGACUAAUCGCUUAAAAUUAUGACUAGAAAAAGCAGUUUAGGCAGCACUCCAUUUGGAGACUUUGUAGCCACUCUGAGUGCUCUCCAUGCACUACAUUCCAGCUCUAAACUGCACAGAGUAGUUAAGGGUAGGGCAACACAUUGGCUCUGCAGGGAAGGAACGGAUAUCUCAUCACCCUGCUUUCCUAAACUGUGAGGCGGUAUCCCUAAGUUGCCUUGGGCCAAUCACUGUUAACAGUUGGGCUCCACUUGAUGAAAAUACCAGUUUACAAUUUACCUGGUCUGGGGUUCAGAAGUACUUUACUAGAGGGACUUCUGGGCAGUUUGGGUACAGCUUGGUAUUAAAUCUCUUUGACUGGGUCUUUUAUAUUUUACACCACUCUUUUAUCAAUUUUCCUCUCUCUUUGAGAACAAAGUCAGCGUUUCUUCCUUACUCCUAAGUGAGUUCAGACGGGCCAGAGAGACGGUGCAUUCGUCACGCGAGGUGUGUAAGGAGAUAUGAUGUGUGAUGCAUGACGGUGCAGCGUGCGCGCUCAGAGCUGCCAGCUGGUGUAAAGGGGCCAGAGGUAGAAAGUUUAACAGAGAAAGAAAAGUUUGAGAGUGAAUCAUUUAACACUGUAUAAACUGCAGAUGAAUUAUUGUUAAAUUCCUCCUUCCUUUUCUGAUUCUCUCAUUUUCUGUAGUCUCUUUCUCUCUUUCUCUUCCCUGACCUUAAAUUGAGGGUUAGAUUGAGGAUAGUGACGGGCUAAUGAGCCCCUUUUUCCUGCAAUUACACCCCUCUCUCCUAUUCCCUCUGUCUCUCGCUGUUUCCAUCUCAAGUUCUCUGUUUUAGCAUUGUCUGUUCAUUUUUUUCUUUCAGGCAAAUUAUUCAGUUUCCUUAAUCUCUUCUGUCUCAUGUUUCUCCUUUCCCCAGUUUCCCUUUUUUCCUGUCACCUUCUUAGAAAGUAGUGGUAAAUCAAGAUGGCACUCCAUCUUUUAAGGCGACAUGAUGGUCAAUUAAAGAAAUCUGGUCCUAAUUUGUAGUUGAUUGCUAUCUGAGAUUUUGGAUGGAAACUCAGCUUGUUAAUAAAGAAAAAAUGCAGAA
Messenger RNA from Maylandia zebra (zebra mbuna), 13371 nucleotides. The record is from RefSeq and is a predicted model, not a curated record. NCBI's taxonomy places the organism in Eukaryota, Metazoa, Chordata, Actinopteri, Cichliformes, Cichlidae.